AUGCCAAAAACCGGAACGACAUUAUUGUUCCGACGAGGAGGGAUCGGCGGCGGCGAUAAAGGCGCGACGCGGGCGAAGGAAAAAAAGAUACGCCUACCCGUCGGGCGUUUGGCAAAGGCUGACGCGGCGGCGACGACCGUUGUGUUGUCGCUGCAACUAUGUGCAACGGCGGGCAGCAGCAGCCUCAGCCGGACUCGUUCGGGCCGAUAA
Macrosiphum euphorbiae (potato aphid) is the source of this 210-nucleotide messenger RNA. NCBI's taxonomy places the organism in Eukaryota, Metazoa, Arthropoda, Insecta, Hemiptera, Aphididae. The record is from the annotation of a GenBank genome assembly.